Messenger RNA from Trichechus manatus latirostris (Florida manatee), 4543 nucleotides. It is a transcript of the gene REV1, whose product is annotated as REV1 DNA directed polymerase. The record is from RefSeq and is a predicted model, not a curated record. The transcript has 23 exons. Gene Ontology annotation, biological process: error-prone translesion synthesis; error-free translesion synthesis. The coding region runs from base 1803 to 4001 and encodes 732 amino acids. NCBI's taxonomy places the organism in Eukaryota, Metazoa, Chordata, Mammalia, Sirenia, Trichechidae. Gene Ontology annotation, cellular component: nucleus. Gene Ontology annotation, molecular function: DNA-directed DNA polymerase activity; deoxycytidyl transferase activity; damaged DNA binding.
AGAAGCUCCACCAUGAGGCGAGGUGGAUGGAGGAAACGAGCUGAAAAUGAGGGCUGGCAAAAUUGGGGUGAGUAUAUGGCUGCAAAGGUCCAGAAAUUGGAGGAACAGUUUCGAUCAGAUGCUGCUAUUCAGAAGGAUGGAAAUUCAUCUACGAUUUUUAGUGGAGUUGCCAUCUAUGUUAAUGGCUAUACAGAUCCUUCUGCUGAGGAAUUGAGAAAGCUGAUGGUGUUGCAUGGAGGCCAAUACCAUGUGUAUUAUUCCAGAUCCAAAACAACACACAUUAUUGCCACAAACCUUCCUAAUGCCAAAAUUAAAGAAUUAAAGGGGGAAAAAGUAAUUCGACCAGAAUGGAUUGUGGAAAGCAUUAAAGCUGGACGACUACUAUCCUACAUUCCGUAUCAGCUGUACACCAAGCAGUCCAGUGUGCAGAAAGGCCUCAACUUUAAUCCCGUAUGCAAACCUGAAGAUCCUAUGCCAGGUCCAAGCAAUAUAGCCAAACAGCUCAACAACAGGGUAAAUCACGUAAUUAAGAAGAUUGAGACAGAAAAUGAGGUCAAGGUCAAUGGAGUAAACAGUUGGAGUGAAGAAGAUGCGAGUCAUGAUUCCACAGAUGCGAGUCAUGAUUUCACUUGUGUGGAACUGGAGGAGAUCUUUCCGGGAUGGAAACAAAACGGAAUUCCGCAUCACAGAGACAGCCCGGCCAUUGUUAAUGGCCACGCUCACAGCUCUAACGGUGCCUUAAAGACACAGGAUUGCUUGGUGCCCGUGGGCAACAGUGUUGCCAGCAGGCUUUCUCCAGACUCUGGCCCGGAGGAGGAGGCGGCUGAGAAGGGCAGCACUGACUUCAGAGACUGUGCUGCGCAGCAGCUGCAACAGAGCAGCAGAAACGCAGCUGCUGUGCGGAGUCCACACAGGACUAAUUCCUGCUCAUCCUCAUCCUCUCAUAGUACCACGAAGAUAAAUGGUGCUCACCCAUCUACUGUUCAGGGGCCUUCAAGCACAAAAAGCACUUCUUCAGUACCUGCUCUUAGCAAGGCAGCACCUUCAGUGCCAUCCAAACCUUCGGACUGCGGUUUUAUUUCCAACUUCUAUUCUCGCUCAAGACUGCAUCACAUAUCAAUGUGGAAGUGUGAAUUGACUGAGUUUGUCAAUACCCUACAAAGACAGAAUAGUGGUGUCUUUCCAGGAAGGGAAAAGUUAAAAAAAAUGAAAACAGGCAGGUCUGCCCUUAAUGUAGCUGACACAGGAAAUAUGUCAGUAUUGAGUUCCCCCAGACAUCAGAGCUGUAUAAUGCAUGUUGAUAUGGAUUGCUUCUUUGUAUCAGUGGGUAUACGAAAUAGACCAGAUCUCAAAGGAAAACCAGUGGCUGUUACGAGCAACAGAGGCACAGGAAGGGCACCUUUACGCCCUGGCGUCAACCCCUACUUGGAGUGGCAUUAUUAUCAGAAUAAAAGCCUGAGGGGCAAAGCAGACCUGGCUCCUGGCCUCUGAUUUCUCCAACCGUUCCUCCACAUUCUCCAUGUGCCCGUCUAGUUUGUCAAGUUUUGAUGAGCAGUUCUCUACUUUGCCCUCCAGUGAGGACAGUGUGUCCCUGCAUUGCCCCGAAUCUCACAUGAAGCACCUCACUGCGCUCAUGGAGGGACCCACGCACUCUGCUGCACUGUGGACAAGCAGAAAUACCUGAUUCAGCAGUGUGGGAAGCUCGAGAUUCUGCACAAACAAAUGGAAUUGAUUCUGUUUUGUCAACGGCUGAAAUUGCAUCUUGUAGUUACGAAGCCAGACGAGUUGGCAUUAAGAAUGGAAUGUUUUUUGGGCAAGCUAAGCAGCUGUGUCCUAAUCUUCAAGCUGUUCCGUAUGAUUUUCAUGCAUAUAAGGAAGUUGCACGAACAAUGUAUGAGACACUGGCAAGCUACACUCACAGCAUCGAGGCUGUCAGUUGUGAUGAAGCACUGGUUGACAUCACCGAAAUCCUCGCAGAGACCAGACUUACUCCUGACGAGUUUGCAAAUGUUGUCCGUAUGGAAAUCAAAGACCAGACUAAAUGUUCUGCCUCUGUUGGAAUUGGAUCUAAUAUCCUCCUGGCUAGAAUGGCAACUAGAAAAGCAAAGCCAGAUGGGCAGUACCACCUAAAGCCAGAAGAGGUUGAUGAUUUUAUCAGAGGCCAGCUGGUUAUUAACCUGCCAGGAGUUGGACAUUCGAUGGAAUCCAAGUUGACAUCUUUGGGAAUUAAAACAUGUGGAGACUUGCAAUAUAUGACCAUGGCAAAACUCCAAAAAGAAUUUGGUCCCAAAACAGGUCAAAUGCUUUAUAGGUUCUGCCGUGGUUUGGAUGAUCGACCAGUUCGAACUGAAAAGGAAAGAAAAUCUAUCUCAGCGGAGAUCAACUAUGGAAUAAGGUUUACCCAGCCAAAAGAAGCAGAAGCUUUUCUUUUGAGUCUUUCAGAAGAAAUUCAAAGACGGCUUGAAGCUGCCGGCGUGAAGGGUAGGCGGCUGACUCUCAAAAUCAUGGUGCGAAAGCCGGGGGCCCCUCUAGAACCUGCAAAAUUUGGAGGCCAUGGAAUUUGCGAUAACAUUAACAGGACUGUAACUCUUGACCAGGCCACAGAUAGUGCAAAGAUCAUUGGAAAGGCUGUACUAAACAUGUUUCAUACAAUGAAACUGAAUAUAUCGGAUAUGAGAGGGGUUGGGAUUCAUGUGAAUCUGUUGGUUCCGACUCAUCAGACCCCUCCUUCGUGUCCCGGUCGCCCGUCGGCACAGUCCAGCCACUUCUCUGGGGGGCCACACUCUGUCAUUGACCUCUUCCAAGUUCAGAAAGCUAAGAAAUCCGCAGAGGAGGAGCACAAGGAAGUAUUUCUGGCUGCUGUGGAUCUCGAGAUAGCAUCUGCCUCUAGAACUUGCAGUUUAUUGCCAUCUUGUUCUACACAUCUGACAUCAACUGUCAGUCCUGUUACUAGCAAAGCUGAGUCUUCAGUGAAAUGGAAUGGUCUGCAUUCUCCUGUCAGUUUGAAAUCAAGACUUAACUUAAGUAUAGAGGUUCCAUCGCCUUCCCAGCUUGACCAGUCUGUUCUGGAAGCACUUCCUCCUGACCUCCGGGAACAAGUUGAGCAAGUGUGUGCCGUUCAGCAGGGAGAGCCACAGGGGGACAGAAGGAAGGAACCAGUCAACGGCUGUGACACAGGGACCCUGCCACAGCCGGUCGGGGCAGUUCUCUUACAAAUACCAGAACCUCAGGAAUCUGCCAGUGACACAGGAGUCAGUGUCAUAGCCCUUCCAGCACUUUCACAGGUGGACCCUGAGGUGUUCGCUGCCCUUCCUGCUGAGCUUCAGAAGGAGCUGAAAGCAGCAUUCGAUCACAGACAGAGGCAGGGAGAGCACGCCACUCACCAGCAGCCAGCCAGCAGCACAGCUGUGCCAAAGAAUCCUUCUCUUCAGCUAAAACCAGCAGGAGCGAAAGAAAAGAAAAGAAACAAGAAAAAAAAACCCAUCAGCCCCACGAAAAAGGUUCAGAGUCCUUUGAAAAACAGGCUGUUUAGCAGUCCUGCGAAAUCUCUGCCAGGGCCCUGCGGGAGCCCCCAGAAGUUAAUCAGUGGCUUCCCGAAACAAGAAGGCCCUGCGUGCGAAAACCCCCCGGGAGAAGUAACUGCUUCAGCUUCAGGCGAGCCCAGCCUGGCCGACUUGCACGCUGACCUGUCUGGCUGCGCUAGACCACCAGCACCUAACCUCGCGGGCGCUGUCGAGUUUAAUGAUGUGAAGACCUUGCUUAGAGAAUGGAUAACGACUAUUUCAGAUCCAAUGGAGGAAGACAUCCUGCAGGUCGUGAAAUACUGUACGGAUCUGAUUGAGGAGAAAGAUUUGGAAAAACUGGAUCUAGUCAUAAAAUACAUGAAAAGGCUGAUGCAGCAGUCCGUGGAGUCGGUUUGGAACAUGGCGUUUGACUUUAUUCUUGACAACGUUCAGGUGGUUUUACAGCAGACUUACGGAAGCACGCUGAAAGUUCCAUAAACCGCGAGGGAGCCUGGUGCUCUCCGCUCGCUGGCCCAUAAGUGCUUGUGAGGUGUUUGCAAAGUGCAUGGUAGUAAUGCUCUGAGUUUUUAUAAUUUUAAAUUUCUUUUUAAGCAAGUGUUUUGUACAUUUCUUUUCAAAAAGUGCCAAAUUUGUCAGUAUUGCAUGUAAAUAAUCGUGUUAAUUCUUUUACUGUAGCAUAGAUUCUAUUUACAAAAACGUUUGUUUAUAAAGUUUUAUGGAUUUUUACAGUGAAGUGUUUACAGUUGUUUAAUAAAGAACUGUAUGUAUAUUUUGUACAGGCUCCUUUUUGUGAAUCCUUAAAAAGACUCUAGAAAGCAAAUGCUGAACUACUGUUUAUUAUACUUAAGGGCUUAAAAACCUGCGGGCCACACUGUUACAGGCUCUGUGCUCACCUUUGAAGUUCCUGAGAGGUCCCACACCAGGAUCCCAUGCGUUCCAAGCAAGGGUAAAGCUUCUGAACAACCUUACAUUUCUCCUCCCCAAGCAUGAACAUAAGUGAAUGCUAAUAAAAUCUUUAC